Messenger RNA from Alexandromys fortis (reed vole), 3727 nucleotides. It is a transcript of the gene Timm29, whose product is annotated as translocase of inner mitochondrial membrane 29. Lineage: Eukaryota; Metazoa; Chordata; Mammalia; Rodentia; Cricetidae. The record is from RefSeq and is a predicted model, not a curated record. Gene Ontology annotation, biological process: protein insertion into mitochondrial inner membrane. Gene Ontology annotation, cellular component: TIM22 mitochondrial import inner membrane insertion complex. Bases 142 to 972 code for a protein of 276 amino acids. The transcript has 2 exons.
CCAGCCUACCCGUCAGAGUCCACCCUUCUCCACGCAACGGCAAUAUCCGGUGCUAGUCCGUCUCCUAGAGGUUUCCAGUGAGAAACUACUUCCGGUAUUUUACGCUUGCGCAGGAGGCAAUUUCCAGUCCUUUUCUUUCCGAUGUUAUGCAUUUCGACUUGGCCAACGGAUUGCAGGAAAAGGAUGGCGACAGCCGCUAUGAGGAGAUUCUGGUCCAGUGGGCGCAGUGAAGCGAGUGGUUCCGCGACGGUGGCGGCAAAGCCAGGGAUGUGGGCGCGACUGGGCACAUGGGCCCGCGCGCUGCUGCGAGAUUACGCCGAGGCGUGCGGAGACGCGGCGGCCGCGGCCCGUGCCCGACCGGGCCGCGCGGCCGUGUAUGUGGGGCUGCUGGGCGGCGCCGCGGCCUGCUGUGCCCUGGCACCCAGUGAGACGACCUUCGAGGAGGCCUUGCUCGACGCGUCGGGGUCUCUCUUGCUGCUGGCGCCCACCACGCGCAACCGCCACUCGGAAGCGCUUUUGCAACGCCUGCUGUGGCUGAGAGGCCGCGGGCGCCUGCGCCACGUGAACCUGGGACUCUGCUCGCUGAUAUACGAGGCGCCCUUCGAUGCCCAGGCCAGCCUCUACCAGGCCCGCUGCCGCUACCUGCAGCCACGCUGGAUCGACUUCCCCAGCCGGGUCCUCGACGUGGGCUUCGUGGGUCGUUGGUGGGUCCUGGAGAACCGCAUGCGUGAUUGCGACAUCAACCACGACGAGUUUCUCCACCUGCCUGCACACCUCCGCGUUGUCGCGCCCCACGAGCUGCACUCUGAGGACAACGAGAGGCUGUUCGAGGAGAAGUUCGAGCCGGUCGUGCUCACCAGUGACCAGGUGGACCAGGCGCUGUGGGAAGAGCGGUUGUUGCAGAAGGAGAGAAAGGAUAGACUGGCGCUGAGCGAGGCCGCUUCACUGUUGAAAUCCGAGGUUUCCAGAUGAAGCCCAAGGAGCCCCCUCAUCUCCAGGCUCAGGCAAACUGUUGGCCACGGAUGAUGCAGUGGAUGAGACGGAGAUGAACCGCACGCACUGUGGUUUUGAGGGACUGCUUCCCCAGUAGCUGAAGCUGAUUGAAAGUCCUCCUGGCAUUGGAGAUGGAGCACUUGACUGUUCUGUUUAACCACCAGGACUAUGAGUAGGGAGCCUGUUUUGUGUAGCCUGUUGUACCUAGGAAUUGUCCUUGAGUGCUAGCUUAGCUUAGUCUGGCUUCUGUUCUCCGCACUGCAAAACAGAACAAAAAUGAACUUUUGCUUUGGGGUUAUUGUUUAUUUGGUUGGUUUUUGAAGCCAGGAUUCCCAUACAGCCUAGACUGCCCUUGAAUCCUGCCUGAGCUCAGUCCGUCACAGUGUACAUAUGUAGCCCAUGCGUAAGUCCUGUUCACGGGGCUACAAAGACAUCCUGAUUGCCACUGAGUACCAAGAUGCUAAGAUCACUCACAUAUUCACAUUCUUUUUCGAGUGUUCAUAAGAAUUUUUAAGAAAGAUCUGGCUCUGUUGCCCAGGCUAAUCUAGAGUUCAUGGGCACAAGUGGACCUUCCAGGAGCUGGAUAGUUCAAUAUUCAAGAGUACUGACUAGGGGCUGGAGACAUGGUUCAGAGGUUAAGAGCAUUGCCUGCUCUUCCAAAGGUCCUGAGUUCAAUUCCCAGCAACCACUUGGUGGCUCACAACCAUCUGUAAUGGAGUCUGGUGCCCUCUUCUGGCCUGCAGGCAUACACACAGACAGAAUAUUGUAUACAUAAUAAAUAAAUAUUUAAAAAAAAAAAAGAGUACUGACUGCUCUUCCCUUCCAGAGAGCCUCGAUUCACGUCUCCCCGUCCUCAUAGGGUUUCACAAACAUCUAUAACUCCAGUUCAGGAAAUCCGACCUUUCUCUUCUGGAUUCCUUGGGCACUAGGCAGGUAUGUGUUUUACAGAUGUGUGUGCAGACAAGACACACACAUUUAAAAAACGAUCCUCCUAAACAGCCUUCCAAGGUUGGGACUACAAUCCACAGUGGCCAACCUCAGAUGAUUCUUUUUCAGUUGGAGCUGAGAUGUGCUUGUUUGGGGUUUUGUUUGUUGUGGGUUUUGGUUUGGUUUAAGACAGGGUCUGGAACUGGCUAUGAAGAACAGUCUGACCUUCAACUCACAGAUAACUGCCUCUGAAAUUUGAAUUUUGUUUUAUUUUUUUUUUUUUUGUUUGAUUUGUCUCUGAGACAUGUUCCGACAGCCCAGACCAGCCUCACAAUCAGUACGUAGCAAAGGAUAACCGAAUGAUCCUCUUGACUACGUCCCAAAUGGAGGGUGAAGAGUUUCUGUUGUAUCAUUGCUGAAUACAUUUCAUUUGUCUUGUGCUAGUCAACAAGCCCUGUACCCCUAGUCUUCUUGGGGUUUUUUGUUUUGAUAAUUUCUUUAUGUAGUCCUUGAGGCCCUUCGACUUAGCCUCUUGCUCUCUUUUUUUCCCCCCUCCAGUUUUUCAAGGUAAUGUUUUUCUGUAGCUUUGGAACCUGUCCUGGAACUAGCUGUUUUGGAUUCUGUCCUGGAACUAGCUCUUGUAGACCAGGCUGACCUCCACAUAAUCCACCUGCCUCUGCCUCCCAAGUGCUGGGAUUAAAGGUGUGCACCACCACCACCCCACUGACGUAGCUUCUCUUAACUAGUAAUGUUGUAUAUUGUCAGUAUAGGAGAUAGGUAUGGAGGGGAGCAGAUUUUACUGUCUAUGUGUAUGGCAGCAAUUGGAAGCAUGGCAGAAGGCUGGAGUGUAUUCUCCUCCCACGGCCUACAUGUAGUCAUAUGUCAUCACACUGCAGUGACCAUGGAAACAGUUCUGUGGAAAGGAACAAGUUGGGACAUGUAGGUUGAAUCUGACAAGGUUCUAGAAAUCCAUCUCAAGCUAACAUUAGGAAAGCAAGUCUGCCAAUGUCAAGUGGACCGUGACUAGUCAGUAGAAGUAGGUUCAUCCUUGGUUGGGGCUUGUCUGUGGUGCCCGGACUUCACUCCCCACAGUCCUGGUGCUGUGUGUUUUGCCUCUUUCUUCUAUUAUCUGAUGUACUGACAUUGUGGUAGUUCUUUUGUUUGGUUGGGUUUUGUUUUUUUGAGGCAGGAUUUCUCUUUGGAAACCUGGCUGUCCUGGCGUAUGGUAGUUCUUAAAUCCAGAUCUGGCUAAAUGAGGAUGUUAAUCCACAUCUUAGGGACUGGCAAGGCUGCUCCACAGAAGAAGGCACAUUCGGCUAAGCCCAACCACCUGAGUUCAUGCCCUGGAACUCACUUGGUAAGAUGAGAGAACUCCUCCAAGUUUCCCUGUGACCUCCAUGCCCACAAAAUAAACUGUAAUAAAGGUUUCUAAAAAGUUCACAUUUUCAGGGCUGGAGAGAUGGUUUGGAGGUUAAGAGCACUGGCUGCUCUUCCAGGCGUCCUGAGUUCAAUUCCCAGCAAUCACAUGGUGGUUCACAACCAUCUAUAGUGAAAUCUGGUGCCCUCUCCUGGCCUGCAGGCACACAUGCAGGCAGAACACAGUAUACAUAAUAAAUAAACCUUAUUAAAAAAAAUUCACAUUUUCUCAUUUUAGAUGUUUUAAUUAGCAUAUUUUAAUGAUCUGUAAUAAGAUUCAUUAAAGCUUUUUUUUUUCUAAGAAGGGUUUCUCUGUAGCUUUGGAGCCUGUCCUGGAACUAGCUCUUGUAACCCAGGCUGGCCUUUUACUCCUCUGCCUCCUGAGUGCUAG